GUACAAAGAAAAAAAAAACACAUACGGGGUUCUGUUUCAUAGCAACAGGAUACUGACUCCACCUACUAUUCAGUAGUUAUGUCCGCAGGGAGGAGACGGUGCAGGUGAACAUCCCGCUGCUCCUCCUCCUCCACUGGGAUGCAAAUCCACUGCACACUGGGAACCCACUGCCUCCACCUAAUUACACUGUCACUGCAAACAUUUGUGUGUGUCUCAGCUCGGAGGACGCGGAGAAGGAUAUGGCCAACUCAGCACUGGAGAUCGUGGGUCUGUUACUGACCCUGAUCGGAUUGAUAGGAGCGGCAGCCAGCACCGGCAUGCCCAUGUGGAGAGUCACAGCCUUCAUUGAGGAGAACAUCAUAGUGUUUGAGACGCGGUACGAGGGUCUCUGGAUGAACUGCUUUCGUCAGGCUGACAUCAGAAUGCAGUGUAAGGUGUACGACUCCCUCCUGGCCCUGUCCCCUGACCUGCAGGCUGCGAGGGGCCUCAUGUGCUGCUCUCUGGCACUCGGCGGCCUCGGUCUGUUGAUCGCCAUUGUCGGGAUGCAGUGCACGUCCUGUAUCCAGAACAAUCGAGGCAAGAGAUUGGUCCUGAUCAUCGCAGGCAGCAUGGUCCUUAUGGCCUGUCUCUGCGUCCUCAUCCCCGUGUCCUGGACGGGUCAUGUCAUCAUCAGGGAUUUCUACAACCCACUGCUCAUCGCCGCCCAGCGCCGGGAGCUCGGUGAAGCUCUGUACAUUGGCUGGGUGUCUUCAGCUUUCCUGUUCGCCGGCGGCUGCAUGUUCAUCUGCUGCAACCUGCAGUCUGAAGGCAAAGGCUCCGAGAGGUACAUGUACUCCAGGGACUCCAACUACAUGGCCUACACCCCGCAGCCUCUCCAGCCUCAGCAGCUGGUGCUGCUGCCUCAACCACAACCACAACUACAACCACAACCUCAACCACAACCAAUGCUGUCAAGACACCCCUCCACUAUCUACACUAACCCCUCUGGAUACAACUCUGGAUACAACUCAAGAUACCCUUCGAGAUACCCCUCAGUACACAGCGGAGUGGCUUAUCUCUGAACACGGACUGAGGUAAAGACGAUCAGCUGUGGUCUAGCAUUUCAGAAAAAAAAAAUUCUCUGACUGACAAACACAGGAACUCUCUCAACUAUUAGUUAUAUUUACUUAAUAUGAAAAAAUGGGUAAAAUAAAAAUGGUUGUAAAUA
This is a messenger RNA of Cynoglossus semilaevis (tongue sole), 1207 nucleotides long. It is a transcript of the gene cldn8.1, whose product is annotated as claudin 8.1. The transcript has a single exon. NCBI's taxonomy places the organism in Eukaryota, Metazoa, Chordata, Actinopteri, Pleuronectiformes, Cynoglossidae. The record is from RefSeq and is a predicted model, not a curated record. The coding region runs from base 240 to 1061 and encodes 273 amino acids. Gene Ontology annotation, molecular function: structural molecule activity. Gene Ontology annotation, cellular component: bicellular tight junction; membrane.